Messenger RNA from Gasterosteus aculeatus aculeatus (three-spined stickleback), 3976 nucleotides. Its product is annotated as UDP-glucuronosyltransferase 2C1. Gene Ontology annotation, molecular function: UDP-glycosyltransferase activity. The record is from RefSeq and is a predicted model, not a curated record. Lineage: Eukaryota; Metazoa; Chordata; Actinopteri; Perciformes; Gasterosteidae.
UGUAAAAUGCACAAAUAAUGGGCAACUUCAUACAUCUUUCUUGAGGCAGUUCAAAAUGUCUUUAGUGUCUGCAGCUUUGUAGACCUCUGGCACCCUUGGGACCAGGUCAACGACUGCGUCCAGCUGGCCUCGUAACUGCUUCAGAUCACGGACCAGAGAGUAGAAACGGUCCGUCGUCCUCACAUCGACGCACAUGAAUGUGGCUGUCCGCUUGCCCAGAGAAGACACGGUGUUUAUGAACUUUUAACCGCUGGCAUCGCAGACGGAUUUCUAGCAUAAACGUUCCAUUGCGUUGACUCUUACUAUGAAAAUCUACGUACUUCCGGUUUAGCGGCUCGGCUUCAUAUUUUAGUUUUAUGGCCAAAACCCUAAAAGGGAUUAACGGAGUGUCUCAUUUUUUGGUUCUAAACGAAAAACUCGAAAACGACUGUCAACUUCGUUGAAUCCGUUUUGGAUUUAAAAGGAAAAACGAGAAAACCUGAAAAACGAGAAAACGAGUGUUUUCGUUUUUGUUUUUUUUUUACGGUAAAAGGGACUAUCAAAACGUACGCGGACCCGUAUUACACAACAAGGACACUUUGUGCAGCAGGACACACCUUGUUACACAAUAUAGCUGUUCAAAGUGCACCACAUGUUACUACAUGCUAACUGGUCAUGACUUUGAGGGACAGGCUAGGACUAGUUUCAAACUUUGGGACCUGUUGAAUAAGUGAUACAGCUGUUGACUUUUCUGCACCUGUAGAUUUAGGUCUCUGAGGGACGUCAGCAUGAGGGCGCUUCGGUCAUCUCUGAUCAUCUUUGCCCUACUCUUGGUUCAACUCUCCAGUUCAUCCUGGGGGAAAAUCCUGGUGUUCCCAUUGGACGGAAGCCAUUGGGUGAAUAUGAAAGUCAUCAUAGAGGAGCUGCAUGCCAGAGGCCACGAGAUCACCGUGGUUCGGCCCUCUGAUAGCUGGUACAUCACUGAAAAGUCUCCUUUCUACACUUCUGUCACUAUUUCUAGUCCUGGUGGAUUUAACCAAAAGUACUUUGAAGCCUUUUUGGCUCGACAGCUGGAGAUCCGGCUUCAGGGUAGGCAUGGAUCUUUUUGGUCCAAAAUCUGGACUAAAAUCCAAAUAGAGCGACUGGUUGUAGAGCAGUUCUCCCAGUUUCACAAGGGGAUGAGUGAAAUAGCCGUUCAGAUGUUAGAAGAUGAAAACCUGAUGCAGUCUUUCCUUGAAGCCAAAUAUGAUGUUGUUUUGACCGACCCCGGUGUCGGUGUCGGGGCAAUGCUGGCACGUCGGCUCCAAGUUCCUCUUGUCUUUAAUGUCAGAUGGACCAUUCAAGGGGAGGCUCAUUUCCUCAUGGCCCCCUCGCCUUUGUCAUACAUUCCUUUCACUUCAACAGAGUUGACAGAUAAAAUGACCUUCCCACAAAGAAUAAAGAAUGUUUUGAGCUAUAAUUUGGGGAUGUACACAAUGUCGUGCAUCACAGAACCUUAUUACAAACCAGUUGUGAAAAAGCACUUUGGUCUGGAUGUGGAUUACUCAACGUUCUUCCUGGAUGCAGAUAUCUGGCUUAUGAGGAAUGAUUUUGUCUUUGAAUUUCCACGUCCCACAAUGCCAAAUAUAAUCUACAUCAGUGGAUUUCAGUGCAAGCCCCCGAAGCCACUCCCUGCCGACUUGGAGGAGUUUGUCCAGGGUUCUGGAGAUCACGGGGUCGUUAUGAUGACUCUGGGAACUUUGGUCGGGGAGCUCCCUCAAGAUAUCGCUGAGGAGAUUGCUGCAGCGUUUGCCCAGCUGCCUCAGAAGGUCGUCUGGAGGUAUGUGGGACAAAGGCCAGCAAACCUGGGCAACAACACAUUACUGGUCAACUGGCUGCCACAGAAAGAUCUCUUAGGACAUCCCAAAACGCGAGUGUUCGUGACCCACGGAGGCACUAACGGAGUACAAGAGGCAAUCUACCACGGAGUUCCUGUCGUUGGACUUCCCUUAUUCUUUGAUCAGCCGGAUAACCUCUCCAGAAUCAAAGCAAAGGGAGGGGCUGUGAUUCUUGAUAUUGCCGAGCUCGACAGACACGUCUUUGCAGAUGCCCUCCAGGCGGCUCUCUACAAUUCCUCCUACAGGGAAAACAUGCAGAGGCUGUCAAGGCUGAGCAGAGAUAAGCCCAUGAAACCAUUGGAUCAGGCAGUGUUUUGGAUAGAAUAUGUCAUCAGACACAAAGGAGCCCGUCAUCUGACGACUCAGUCCACCAAAAUGUCCUGGUUUGUUUACAAGUCUCUUGAUGUCAUUGCUGCUUUGUUGGCAGUUAUUUUGCUCGUAACAUUCACUUGCAUUUCAAUUGCAGGGUUACUGUGGAGGAUUAUUUUAGUUGGGAAAAAAGUGAAACAUGAAUGACAGGGGAAACAACAUGUAGGAUUUACCAAACAACAACCCAACAUGUCUUUGUGUAUGAGGUUACCAAAGCUUAUAGCAUUCGUAAAGUUACGAUACAACCUAUCUUGAAGGUACAGAGAGACAAUAAAAUGCAGUCUCAUUGAGAGGACACAUGAAACAGAUGACUCCAGAUUUUUUAUUUUGAAUGUCCACAUCCAUUAACAGUUACUUCUUAUUCUGAAAGAAUGUCAACGAACCUGUUAAAUCUUACUCAACAGGUGCAAGGACCAACAAGAGUCCGAGACACAAACUGACCUGAUAGAAGGAAUCUCUUAAACCUCUUAUUUAUCUGACCGCAAAAUAACAUCAUGAGUACAGAAAUGGUUUGAAAUGCACUUUUAAAACCAAACAAUACUGCCAAAAAACAACAACAAAAAAAAGAAUAAUUUUGAAACUACUCAAAGCUGAUUGAUUUGAUUUUCUAUACAUGGAAUGCUGAGAACUGCAGCAGUACUUUUCUGAGUACCCGUAAUAUAUCCUCGUUUACAAAGAAGGUGCAAUACUUACCUGCACGUAAGGUCCCAUGACGAUGGCUCCAUGACGCCCUCUGGUGAUGAAUAUUAAUAACAUCCCUUUGAAAUAAAGCAGAAAUACAUUAAAGGAAAGACAAAAGCAGACUUUUUUUAUUCAAGCAAUUAAUGAUGCAAUAGAAAUGAGAGACUGAUCUGAAAAAGUCUUAAUGAAUUAACUAGAAUUAAUAAUGAUCAGAGAACAAAAGAACCUGAACAAAAUAAAUCAUUAAAUCUUGAAACAACCCCCCCCCCCCUCCCCCGAAAUAUAGCAUUAUACCAAGUACCUUUAACAACUGUUAACUGCCAACUCAAAACGUCUCCUCCAGAACCAACGAACCAAGAAGCAUUUGCCUCAAUCAAUGAUACUGAACCACGUUUUUAAAUAAAAAGAAAUAUCUGAAUCAGGAUGGGUCAACAUCAAGGUUUUUUUAACAGACUCAAAAGCAAAGAUGCUCAUUGUUUUGAUGCUGAUCUGGUCCAUUUUUUAUUUAAGAAAUUGAAUCCAAGCAACUCCCAUUUUAGGGCAGAAAUAUGGGUUUCGAAGCAGUGACGGGGACAACGGCUGUUUUUCUCAAAAAUGUGAAAAGAGAUUUAGUAGAAGGUGGUGAAAUGAAUGCUUUUAAUAUGUUGUGGUGAACCACGAGGAACUCCUGGCAAAUUACAUUCUUUUAACUUCUCCCCUGAUGAAAUCAUAUCUAACAAAAACGAAAUGAAACGUGUACGUACAUGUUGCUUCAAAACCUAGUGAAGAAAUAUCUCAUCUAAAUGGUUCUUUCUCCUGCAUUUGUGACUUAAGAACAAGUGGGGAAAAAAAGGUUUUGCAUGGAUAGUCCGUACUUUUUAUCAGUUGUGAUACGGGACAAAUAUGUUUUGCCAGGUCAUUUUGGCUGGUUUUUCUUGACAUUGUUUUAUCAAUAAAUGAUAUCACAGGAGAUAAGAUGCAUGUUUAAAUCCCUUGCUUGAAUUUUGUUCAGGCUAUAUCAGAACAUUCUUGCUUAUUUGUUGUAAAAUGCUCUUUACAUUCAAUAUAUAUUAAAUGGGAUAUGAUCUUGA